Messenger RNA from Drosophila willistoni, 685 nucleotides. RefSeq lists its product as uncharacterized. Lineage: Eukaryota; Metazoa; Arthropoda; Insecta; Diptera; Drosophilidae. The transcript has 3 exons. Bases 16 to 582 code for a protein of 188 amino acids. The record is from RefSeq and is a predicted model, not a curated record.
UAAAGUGAUUUAAAAAUGCUUUCUAAUUCGCGUUUUUUGUUAGUUGGACUUUGUGUAGUGAUCCUCUUGCUUGGUAACUGCUCGGGAAAGCGCAACUGGGAGUACGAGCUGGUUUCCCUCACCCCGUAUUCCUCAGACGAGGCCCUACUGAAUACGUCAGGACGAGUGGAGCGUAUUAAAAGAGGCGAGUUUGGUUUGACAAUCGGAAUCGAUCUUAACUAUGUUAUGGACGAAACAACUAUGAUUGAAGCGACUGCUGAACGCAGUAACACAGGAGAUGAAAGUGACUAUAAACCAAUACCCUGGACUAUACCAUUGCAGACACAUCCAGAAUUCAUGAAGGAAUAUUACAAUGAUAUAGUUACAACGAAUCUGGGUCCGUGUUCCAAUUUACCAGCAUAUGAGGACGAUUAUACACCGCCAUUUCCCCAGGGUAACUACCUUAUGGAGAAAUGUAUCCCCAAUGGUGAUGGAUUUCCGGAAAUUGCACCUGAAGGAUUUUACAGAAUUCAAAUCAAAUUCACAGGACCGGUGGACUGGGGAUAUAUUUGUAUUGUGAAGGUCACGACAAAAGUGUUGUGAAAUGAAUAUUGAGUACUGAAAAAAAUGAAUAUCAGAUAUAUCAAUCAGGAAGAAUAUUGUUAAAUAGUUUGUAAAUUGAAUAAAGCAACCUCUAAAAAUCAAA